Messenger RNA from Vicia villosa (hairy vetch), 795 nucleotides. RefSeq names its product protein FAR1-RELATED SEQUENCE 5-like. The transcript has 3 exons. NCBI's taxonomy places the organism in Eukaryota, Viridiplantae, Streptophyta, Magnoliopsida, Fabales, Fabaceae. The record is from RefSeq and is a predicted model, not a curated record. The coding region runs from base 1 to 795 and encodes 264 amino acids.
AUGCCAAACCGGAACAGUUGGGGAAAGUGUUCCGGUAUGGAAGUUCCGCUCCAAAUUUGUCGAAAAAACGAUACAGCUAUAGAUACCACUGAUGCUUUCACAACUUCAGAGAGAUUUGUCACACGGGAAGAAGUUAUCCGUUGGGUUAAAGAGACUGGAAUUAACAAUAAAGUGACCGUUAUUAUCACGCGUUCAGACACCGAAACAGGCAAAAGAGGAAAAGUAACAAAAUCGACUCCGGCAAAAGAUGGGUCUGGAUGGAAGGUUGAUGUAAAGUGUGGAGUUCAUAAUCAUGGUUUACCAGAUAGAUUAGAAGGUCAUUCAUUUGUUGGUAGGUUGACAACCGAUGAGAAGCAGCAUGUUGCUGAUUUGACAAAGAGACAUGUUCCGCCUAGACACAUAUUAAUUUCCUUGCAAAAGCGAGAUCCUGAGAACGUCACUCGGAUCACGCAAAUAUACAAGCAUAAAAGUGUGAUUGAAGCGGAGAUAAGAGGUCCAAGAAGUGAGAUACAACAUUUGCUUAAGCUUAUAGAGGAGGCGAACUAUGUUUAUUGGAGUAGGAAACGGGAUGAUUGUGAAGUUGUGAGAGAUAUGUUUUGGGCUCAUCCAGAUUCGGUAAAGUUGCUGAAUCUUUUUCCUACUGUCUUGAUUAUGGACGCCACUUAUAAGACCAACAAAUAUAGACAACCUCUGUUUGAAAUAGUUGGUAUGACAUCGACCGAGUUGACAUUUGCGGUUGCAUUUGCUUAUAUGGAGUGUGAGCAGACAGAGAGUUUUAUUUGGGUCUUGGAAUAG